AUGACUCUUGGUUCCGAUGAGGUUCGGCAGCUUCAGGAACCUCUAUACCGAUGUUUCUUGGGCUUUCCGUGGAACCCAGCUAUUUCACAGUCGAUAAUCAGUAGUCAACGACCUUCUGUGAAUGAAAAUUAUAUCAUCAACGCUCCCGGAGUCUUAUCCAAGGCUCCCGAUGCCGUCAAGCUCUUGCAGAAUUCUUUCCGAGGUUCUCUGAUCCGGCAUAUACACUGUCUGACAUUGGAUCUGGUCUCCAUGCCCGAGAAGAAUAGUUCACCAAGUCUGUCUUCGAACAUCAACCUUUCUCUCGGAUCGGAUCAGCUCAGGGCGCCAGUGGUUCUUGCACUGGUCUUCCCCUGUUUGCUACAUUUUUAUGCAGAUUUUGAUCCUGCCAUGCAGAAUGGCCUUCCCACGAUUCACGAUGGCCAUAGCGGCUCCUCAAUGCCCACCAAACUACACACGGUCACAAGGAGUGGCCAAGAUGGCAUGCCUGGCAGGCCCUGCAGUUACCGAGCCAUCUACGUUGGCCUCAUAUCGAGGAUAAUAUUCCACACUAGCAUCCAUACAAGGCAGGCGACGUAUGCCAUUGAGGGCAGGACAUCUGCAACUUGUGUGAAGGCCGCCUCUCUAUCGAAGACCAAGAAGGCCAAGUUGCCCAAUUUUCGAGAAUACUCGUAUAGAGAUGAUUACAGAUUCGAGCUUACAAAGCAACUGCCGAAUACCAUGUAG
Colletotrichum lupini is the source of this 723-nucleotide messenger RNA. RefSeq lists its product as uncharacterized. The transcript has 5 exons. Bases 1 to 723 code for a protein of 240 amino acids. Lineage: Eukaryota; Fungi; Ascomycota; Sordariomycetes; Glomerellales; Glomerellaceae. The record is from RefSeq and is a predicted model, not a curated record.